Penaeus vannamei (Pacific white shrimp) is the source of this 1828-nucleotide messenger RNA. Its product is annotated as nitric oxide synthase-interacting protein homolog. Gene Ontology annotation, molecular function: ubiquitin protein ligase activity. The record is from RefSeq and is a predicted model, not a curated record. NCBI's taxonomy places the organism in Eukaryota, Metazoa, Arthropoda, Malacostraca, Decapoda, Penaeidae. Gene Ontology annotation, cellular component: nucleus.
UGUAUAUAUUUAUGUAUACAUUACGAAUCGAACGUUGAAUUUCUCUUGUGUGGUGAGACUCGAACGCAGUGCAUAAACAAACAGAAGUAAACAAACCCGUGGGAAGUUUCUUAGACCAGAAUGACCCGACACUCGAAAAACUGUACUGCAAGUUCUGUGUACUCAUAUCACGAAAAGAAGAAAGAUGCAAAAACAUCUGGGUAUGGUUCUCUGAAGCUACGAUAUGGAAAGGAUGGAGUGAAGGAUUUUGACUGUUGCAGCCUCUCCCUUCAUCCUUGCCGUAAUCCCGUGGUUACACCUGAUGGUAUUUUGUUUGACAAGGAAUCCAUCCUGGAAUAUAUUAUUAGCAAGAAGAAUGAGAUAAACCGUAAGAUAAAGGAAUAUGAAAAGCAGUGCAAGAAGGAGCAGGCAGAGAUCGAGGAGAUAGGAGAGGCAGAGCACCGAUCCCGCAUCGAAAAGUUCUUGAAGACAGAGGGAGCUGUAGCGUCUGCUUCCCAGGCUGCCCAGGGGUCCAGCUCAAGGGAUACUAAGAAUGCUGCUUCAGUGUCCAACAUGGCUGCUGGGAAAGACAAGAAACUGCCGAGCUUUUGGAUCCCUUCUCUGACACCUUCCAGCAAGGAAACGAAACUGCAGAAGCCUGACAAGACAGUCUUUUGUCCCAUAAGUGGGAAGCCUUUGAAAGUAAAGGACCUUGUUGAUGUCAAUUUCACACUCGCCGAUCCAGAAGACAAAGGUCUCCUUGAUGGCCGAAGGGACAGAUACAAGUGCCCAGUCACAGGAGACAUCCUGAGGAACAACAUCACAUGUGCUGUUCUUAGACCCACAGGUCAUGUGGUUACAUUGGAUUGUGUGGAGAAAUUAGUGAAGAAGGAUAUGCUGCAUCCAAUUACAGGAGCAAAGCUCACAGACAAGGACAUCAUUGUUUUGCAGAGGGGAGGAACAGGCUUCUCAGCUGCUAAUGAACAAUUGUCAAGUGUGAAAGCCAGACCGGUGUUGCAAGCUUAAUCGGGAAAUGAGAAUGUCUUUAAUGUUGUAAAGUUUGUAUUUCCUUUUUAUGAGAUAGUGAUGAUUGGUUGAAGUCAGUAACUUGUAAAAAAUAUAGCCUUUUAUAUUGUAUUUCAACAUUUUGCUGUUUUUCUCUCUUUUCUUUUCUCUUUCUUUUCAAUUUCUCGUAUUUUUGAAAGAUGCAUUAUUUUUAAUUAUUUCACAGGAUAGGAAUGCAAAGAUUUUAAACAUAGGUGGUUACUGGUAGUUUUCCAUAAGUUAUUGUACACUAAACUUUAAUGCAGAAUUAUUGUGUUCUUUACCUUGAAAUGAAUAUUUAUCCUUAUAAUUUGAAAUUCUGGCAACUGCAUUGCAAUGGCCCCUUCUUGUACAUGGCUGUAGUAGAAUGGUUCAAAGUAAAGUUUCAUAGUAAAUAUACAACAAACCCUACCUUAAACCUCAAACCUAAAUUUGAGACAACAAAAUCCAUGUUAUGUAUAGUCAGUGGUAAUUUUGAUGUAGAAAAGUAACAGCAUAUCUAUCAGUGACUGAUAUAUGAAUUAACUUAGUGUGCUAUUCUGAAGAGCUUUUGGACUUUUUAUACAUCAUUUACUGUCAGGAGUCUGAUUUUUUUUACCAUGACCAUUAAGGAAGAUUCUAGACUAGAAAUUAUAAUAAACAAAUUUGUAUCGGACCCUGUAGUCAUAAUGUGAUAAUUACUGUUUGAGGUGUUUUGACUUUCAUAGCAUGGAAAACCUUUAGAUUUACAAAAUGUUAAAUAUAUUUUAGGACAAAAAUAGUAUGGUUUAAAGUAACUUUGAAAAUAAAGAGCAAUUUACUCAUU